This is a messenger RNA of Odontomachus brunneus, 699 nucleotides long. RefSeq lists its product as uncharacterized. NCBI's taxonomy places the organism in Eukaryota, Metazoa, Arthropoda, Insecta, Hymenoptera, Formicidae. Bases 73 to 576 code for a protein of 167 amino acids. The record is from RefSeq and is a predicted model, not a curated record. The transcript has 4 exons.
GUGACGAGCCGCUCCUAUAUAAAAUACUCAGUUCCGAGAGAUUGGUGAAGUCGGUGUUGGUGUUGAAAGUCGAUGGUAGCCUUCACGAUUAACGCGAUCAUAUCCUCCACGAUGGUGUCACGUCAACUACUUGGUUAUCUCUUCUUGGGUGUGAUGUUGCGGUACGGCAACGCGUAUAAAUCCAACGCGAAUUACUUGGAUGCAAUCCUGAUGACUUUGGAGCGCAUCGAAACGGGAAUGCUCAAACUAGUCGAGCAGAGUGCAUCGGGAUGCGCGCAUUUUUCUCAUACCGAGAAAUUAGCCGAGCGUUCAAAGGUCCUAGACGAUGACGAGGUUCACAGCGGGCGAGGCUGGAAUCCACACGAGCACUCCACGAAUUUUAUAAACGUCCGGAGGUCCAUCAGCAAUUCCGACGAAAACGAUGACUAUCGAUCGCUGUUGCGAAAGCCAAAACGAAAUAGAUCGUCCAAUCGCAAUCAGAACGUGAAUUCUAACGCUAACAUCAACACGAACACGAACAUCAACGCCAACAGAGCGAAGAUAUUCGACCUCAGCGAUGAAACCUCUGCGGUGUAAAGUAGGCGCGGAUGAGGCUCCAGAGGAUGUUACGAAAUUUCUCUUAUGAAGACCGUCGCAUCUAAUUGUAAUCCGUGUAAAAUCAUAUGUUUGCAAUAAUAAAAUGAAGUAAUCAAUGGAAAA